UGGUCCUGGGACUUUGUUUGCGCUACUAUGAAGAAUGCUGAGUACACACUUCACUGCCAAGAGCCAACCAUUCCCCAGCUUUGGGUCAGUCCCGUCCGCAGAGAAAGUGUGCGUCCACCUCCACGAGCGCAGGUGCUUAGCUGGUGAAUAUGCAGAAACACGAUCUGUGUGAGGUGACGCAUGAUUAAACCACACCCUGAACACAAAGAACAACCACAGCGCUUCUACACACCCAACAUAGACUCAACACCUGAUGCUUCAGCCGCACAAGUCCCGAUGGCGGAGGAGGCUGACUUUAUGCGGUCUGUGUUGCCCGUUCGCGGCGCUUUUCACUCGGUAGAUUCAUCUUUAGCUUUACCGCAGGCGGACAAGCUCGCUCUCGCGGACGCGCACCGGCUGAACCGACUACAGCAACAAGUGCAGCUCUCUCUCUCUCGGAAAAGAAAGAAACCCAAACCGCCAGAGUCAUCUCUCUCAGACAGUCUGUCCAGCUUUCAUAUUUCAAGUAGUUCAUCUUUAGGAAGUCUACACCUAAAGCAGACGUUCUCCGUCAUUCAUGAAGCCACAAGGUUGUCACGGAUGGUUGAUCGAUCUCAGUGGUCAAGUACCAAGCCACCUCAAUUUCACAGAGGCUAUGGAAGCUUUCGUUACACUGCUAAACAGCCAGCUUUAUGCUGGGGGUCCAAUUCUCUCACUCUCCCCUCGGCCCCUACAGUCAACCAAUCCCAUAUGAACAAACAAACUUUACUUUACGCCCACUCCGAGGUUCUGCGAAACCCGAGGUUCGCAGGCCUGUCGGCUGUCACUCAGCUCCCCAGUAAACCUGUGUAUGAGAACAAUAACAUAGAUGAUACAGAUGAUGUGUUUUUACCCAACACCCGACACAAUGCUCCUGCAGAGAGAAACAGGAUGGAGUUAGAGAAGCACACCCUUCAGAAGACCCUCUGCAACCCGAGAGAGGGGGGUUUCAGAGAACAAUCAGAGAACGUGUCCUGGCAGAGCCGAAUACGGAAGCCAAGCCUGGAGUUUGUUGCAGGAAGACCCUCUCAACCUGGCUCACUGAUCAGCAUUGAGGAGCAGUCAAGGAGUUUAGGGAGGAUAGAAAAGCUGGAGGUCACACAACAAGCAAGGACAGCAUCAGCAAAGAAGGGCAGACAAGCUGAACUAGGUCCAGAGAUGACACUAAAAGAGGCUGUAAAUCUCCUUGCACCAGAUAAUAUGGAAACACAAAUCACUGCGGCCAACUUCAUACAGAACCAGUGCUUUAACAGUUCUGAUGCCAAGAAAAAGGUACUUUAUCUUCAAGGCAUCCCAAAGCUGCUGAAGCUCAUGCAGAGUGAGAGCGAGGAGCUCCAACGGGCUGCUGUCAGCGCACUCCGAAAUAUUGUUUUCGAAAACAAUGAGAACAAAAUGGAAGUCAAAGAGUGUGAGGGGCUUCCAGUGAUCCUAACACUGCUCAAGAAGAACCGAGAUAUUGAGACCCGACAGCAGCUCACUGGGCUGCUGUGGAAUCUGUCUUCUCAUGAUGUCCUGAAAGAGCAGCUCGCUAGAGAAGCAGCCAAACCUCUCACAGAUAGUGUGCUGGUGCCCUGCUCAGGCAUUUCAGAGGGGGAAGACCCCAAGUUGGAGCUCCUUGCUGACCCCGUCAUUUUCUACAAUGCUACUGGCUGCCUGAGUUCAGCUGGUCCAGAUGGACGUAACUCCAAUGCUCGGGACUGCGAGGGUCUCAUUGAGUGCAUCAUCUAUUACCGUCCACAAUACCAUCAGCAGACCUACAAACCUGCUGAUAAGGCCACAGAAAACUGUAUGUGCAUCCUGCACAAUCUUUCUUAUCGGUUUGAUUGUGAGUUGCCUCGUGUGGAUUCCCCGGUGCUACAACAGCCCAAACAAAAUCACAAUGCAGAAACUAGCAACCCCGGCUGCUUCAUCCUCAAUAGUCCCAAAAACACUGAAGAGGAAGCAGAUGCAGACUAUCCCUUACUCGAAGAGAACGGCAGCCCUCACGGUGUGGAGUGGCUCUGGUGCGCCAUCACUGUCCGCAUGUAUCUCUCUCUCAUUGCCGUCAGCACAAACCAGCACACGAAAGAGGCAUCCAUUGGAGCACUGCAGAACCUCACAGCUUGCUCUGGAGAGAUAUCCCAAGCCAUCGCACACUUCAUUGUGCAAAAAGAGGGAGGCCUAUCUCAAGUGAAGAAGAUGCUACAAGAAGGAGAGAAGGAGGAGAUCAGAAUAUCUGUGUCACUGCUAAAAAACAUCUCUCGUUACCGAGAACUGCACAAAGAUAUUGUUAAACAGGUGUUACCGGAGCUGGUUGCCGUCCUGCCAAACUCUGACCGAAGUGUAGAGCAGCCUAUAGAGGUCACCGUGACGAUUUGUCGCAUUCUCAUCAAUCUGAGCCAUGCAUCUGUACCGAACACCUGUGCCAUCAUAAACCAAGGAGCGUUACCCAAGAUCAUCAGCAUCAGCACUAAAGACAGCGGGUUUGGACCCACACGGGCGGGCGAGGCGGCUUGUAUUUUACUUCAUACUCUAUGGAGGCAUUCAGAGCUGCACAGCAGUUUCAAAAAGGCCGGUUACAGGAAAACUGACUUCAUUAACAACAGGACAGUGAAGGCUGUGAAUUCAGUUCGUGAUUAAUGGGGUCCAGAAAUAUACCACGAUGAUCAAGGCUUUUCACCUGCUUUUUUAGGCUAUAUUUAAAAAAAUGGUGCUAAUAACAUGGCUUUGGUGCGUGUUUGUAUAUAUGCUCUUAAUUUAAUACUUGAUAGUUUACUCUGUGUUUUAAUUUAAUGAUAAUAGUUAUGUCUGUCGAAGUUAAUUUAUUUUUUACUGAACUUUUUAAGAUUUUUUUUACUGUCUUUGGUCUGUUUAAAUAGCAAUAUUAAAGCAUUUUCAUCAACAAAGAUA
This is a messenger RNA of Cyprinus carpio (common carp), 2907 nucleotides long. RefSeq names its product plakophilin-2-like. The record is from RefSeq and is a predicted model, not a curated record. Gene Ontology annotation, biological process: cell-cell adhesion; intermediate filament bundle assembly; heart development. NCBI's taxonomy places the organism in Eukaryota, Metazoa, Chordata, Actinopteri, Cypriniformes, Cyprinidae. Gene Ontology annotation, cellular component: plasma membrane; cytoplasm; adherens junction. Gene Ontology annotation, molecular function: alpha-catenin binding; molecular adaptor activity; protein kinase C binding.